Molecule: messenger RNA, 3020 nt
Organism: Cynara cardunculus var. scolymus (artichoke)
Lineage: Eukaryota; Viridiplantae; Streptophyta; Magnoliopsida; Asterales; Asteraceae
Product: histidine kinase 5-like
Exons: 11
Coding region: 58-2862 (934 amino acids)
Biological process (GO): phosphorelay signal transduction system; protein autophosphorylation
Molecular function (GO): histidine phosphotransfer kinase activity; phosphorelay sensor kinase activity
Source: RefSeq, a predicted model, not a curated record
UUCACUAAAGGGAAUCUGAUCAAGAAACUGGUUUUUGAAUCUUUUGGGUGUUCUAUAAUGGUGCACGAAGUUGACUAUGAUCAUGUUGAAGAUAUGGAGGUUGAAGUCCUCUCUUCCAUGUGGCCUGAAGACAUUGAUGAAGCUGGAAAGAAAUUCAAUGUGGAAAAGCCAGGAGUCCAUCAAGAUAUGUUAGAAGAUCUGGCCUUCAUUGAAGAGCCGAGUAUAGUUGAUUUCAAACGUUUAGUAGAGCUCACAAGUUACAGUGAAAAAGGGUCUUCCCAGUUGUCUUAUCUUGUAAAAAACUGGGAAUAUAAACAGGAAAAUGCCGUGAGACUUCUAAGGGAAGAGCUUGACAAUUUGAGCAAACAACAACAUGAAGUUGAGCUCAAGAAAUUAGAGAUAUUGGAACAGCAUCGUUUUGAAGAGGAAAGUUAUGGGGGCGAUAAACGUCCGGUUUCUGUUUUGGAUGAAGUUUAUGAAGCAUUUCAAGAUGUUCCCAAGAGAAAAACCGAUGUUAUUAUUGAAGAUAAACGGUUAGAAAUAAAUGCAGAGUAUGAUACAGUUAUAUAUUGGAAGCAACGGGCCUUGCAUUUGGAAAAAUUGUUGGAAGCAAGCGUUCAACGAGAGCAGAUACUCCUAGAGAAGUUGGAGGAAAGCAUUGAAAAUCUUGAAAAACAGGCUUCACCAGUGGAAGAACUUUCCCAGAUCUUGAAAAGAGCUGAUAACUUCUUACAUUUUGUUCUUCAAAAUGCACCAGUUGUUAUUGGUCAUCAGGAUAAAGACCUGCGAUAUCGCUUCAUCUACAAUCAUUUUCCAAGUUUAGGAGAGGAGGAUAUCAUUGGAAAAACAGACACAGAGAUAUUCAAAGGUGGGGGUGUAAAGGAAUCCCAAGACUUCAAAAGAGAAGUUCUUGAAAGAGGAUUACCAGCAAAGAGAGAAAUCACUUUUGAGACCCAAUUAUUUGGAGCCAAAACAUUCUUGAUAUAUGUUGAACCUGUGUUCAGCAAAGAUGGAGAGACUAUUGGAGUAAAUUAUAUGGGCAUGGAAAUGACUGAUCAGGUGAAAAAGAGAGAAAAGAUGGCAAAACUCCGGGAAGAAAUAGCAGUUCAGAAGGCAAAGGAGACAGAACUUAACAAAACUAUUCAUAUUACAGAGGAAACAAUGAGAGCAAAGCAAAUGCUAGCAACAAUGUCACAUGAGAUAAGGUCUCCAUUAUCUGGGGUCGUUAGCAUGACAGAGAUUCUCUCCAAAACAAAACUCGAUAAGGAUCAGAAACAACUCUUGAGGGUCAUGUUGUCAUCGGGUGAUCUAGUUCUUCAACUUAUUAAUGACAUCCUCGAUCUUUCCAAAGUUGAGUCAGGAGUUAUGAAACUGGAGGCUACAAAAUUUAGGCCUAGAGAAGUAAUCAAGCAUGUUCUUCAAACUGCUGCAGCAUCGCUCAAACGAAUGCUAAUUUUGGAAGGACAUGUAGCAGAUGAUGUCCCGGUGGAGGUUAUUGGCGACGUUCUGCGGAUCCGACAAAUCCUCACGAACCUGAUCAGCAAUGCUAUCAAGUUUACCCAUGAAGGGAAGGUUCAGAUAAAUCUUUAUGUAAUAGCAGACCCAUAUCCUGAAGGCCACCAAGAACCCAAGAUAAACAUGGAUGAUUCAUCAGUUUCAACCAAAAACGGAGUCUUGUUAGAUGUACACGAGGAGAAUGAACCUCAAUCGCAUGAGACUGUGGUGUGGAUCCGUUGUGAUGUUAAAGAUACAGGCAUAGGAAUACCGGAAAUCGCGUUGCCAAAUUUAUUCAAGAAAUACAUGCAGGCCGGUGCAGAUACAGCUCGGAAAUAUGGUGGAACUGGAUUAGGUUUAGCAAUCUGCAAACAGCUGGUUGAGCUCAUGGGAGGCCAUCUGACUGUUUCAAGCAAAGAACAUUGCGGGUCAACAUUUACGUUCAUUCUACCUCAUAAACUUUCACAUGCAUGCGAUGGUUCAGAUGAUACCGAUGAGUUUGGAGAUAUGGCUGAUAACGAGGAUGACGAUAUAACUUGUGGCUUCUUCCAGUUCCAGCCAUGCGCUUUGGGCUCAACAUUCUCUUCUAAUGGUUCUGUGAUCACACAUAAAUAUAGAAUCAAUGUAACUCCUAAAGAGAUAGUUAGUUCAAUGGAUGAUGACGAUUCUUCGUGUUUUGAUACCUCAUCAGAACCCGAAAGUUCUUCAAAAUGCAACUCAGAGAAUGAAAACACAAAUUGUAUCAAGAAAGAGAAAGAGAGCCAUGAUGAUCUUGAUCUAGCCGUUGAUUCAUGUUCGCCUUCGGAUCAUCAGUUCCAUGAUAGAGGAGACUUGUGUGAAACCUGUGAAGCGAGAAAGGAUUCGAAUAGAAGCUCGGAGUGUAGUUCUAGUUCUAGCAACAGGCAAGAAGUUCUGAAAUCAGCAACGAAACCGAAGAUUCUUCUUGUGGAAGAUCAUAUGGUGAAUGUGAUGGUGGCACGACGGAUGAUGAGGCAGUUGAAUCAAGACAUUGAUGUGGUGAAUAACGGAGCUGAAGCCGUUCGUGCUGUUCAGAGUUGCUCUUACGAUCUCAUUCUUAUGGAUGUAUGCAUGCCCCUAAUGGAUGGACUUGAAGCUACACGGCUUAUUCGCUCAUUUGAGAAAACGGGUAAUUGGGAUGAAGCAAGGAAGGCCGGAGUUGAUUUCCCUUCAUAUGAUCGAAUAUUACAAGAGCCCAGAAAGAGGAUUCCGAUCAUUGCAGUAAGUACCGCAAAUUUAGAUACCGAAAACAGCAUUGCUUCUUGUAACACUUGCAUAACUAAUCUUGAAUGCAAUAUCAUAUCAAAGCUCCCAUUGCAUCAAAAUGAUCUUAUAUAUACUUGGUCUUGAGUGAAAUGUCUAAAAUGACCUUCCUUCAAAAUCAAUGGAACUGACCAAGGUUUGAUGAUGGUGUUGAGCAGAUGACUGCAAAUGCAAUGUCGGAAAGUGCAGAAGAGUGCUUCCAGAAUGGUAUGGAUUCAUUCAUAACAAAGCCUGUUAAUCUUCAA